GUCAACCCUCGAUUAAUUUAUUAUAAGCCUGUAAGUGCCUGUAAAAUGUUACUCGCCCUUAAGUCAGUACCCUAUUGCCUCUGAGAUUUUGUAAAUUUACCAUUGUUUUCUUAUUUCUUUCUACCAUAGGUAUAACUAAAAGCUACAGUUUUGGAAGCAGUCUGGAGAGAUGGAAACAAAAAUAUUAUUGUUGUGUCUUCAUUGGUGUUUUAUAGAAUUGGUAAUGGCAAGGUUAGACCUGGACCUAAACUCUCAAACAUGUGGGAACAGUUACAAUCUAGAGGAUGUAGGGGAAGUACAUGUCACCUACAAUGCAGAGCUAAUUGAUCAAUUUGAAUGCUCAGUAAAGUUAAUAAACUGGGCAUCAUUCACAAAACAGACCUGUGUCAAGCCAUUGAAUUUCAAGCUGAACUGUAAUACAAUUGUGGAAUACCGCAGACACUUGCUUUCCAAAUAUUUAACUCCAGAGAAAAGGUACACAUGUCACAACGCAUCUGUUGAAGAGUGGUGUGGUCCUAAGAGAACAGCUUACUUCUUUCUUUUGUUUAAGCGACAGAGUUGGGUUGAGUCAACUAAACAAUCAAUUGUUAUAAAAGUGUACUUAAGAGAUUUCCCAGGGGAAGGUACAAACAGAGUUAUAAAUAGCUCAUCAUCAGGUACAACUGUUGCUGUUGCAAUGUCAGUUAGCGUUGUGUUCAUUGUCAUAAUCUUGAUAAUAACUUGUGGAAUAAUCCGUCGAAGGAGAAUGGAGAAUUCAUUCCCAAGAUCUCCAUAUAUGUAUCAGACUGGUAGCAGUCAAAUUGUACAAGGAAAUGCUGCUGCAGGUCAGCAUUUGUCUAGUUACCAUCCACAACAGCAACCAGUUGGUUACCAAGGUCCACCUCAGGCAGGUUACCAACCUCCACAGCAAGCCCCAUUCCAGCCAGGAUUGCCAGGAAAUUACCAGAUACAUGAUAUGCAGAGUGCUUAUCCUGGUGCUUCACGAACCGCUUCUGUUUCUGGGCCAGGAUACCAGCCAGUACCACAGACUGAAACACAUCAUGUAAAUCCUGUCCUUACUGAUGGAAGAUUUCCUGCACCAUCAGCACCAACAAGCUCAAGUGAAGAUCAACCACCAUCAUAUGACAGUGUUGUUAAAUAGUAUAGAUAAGUUUUAAUAAACUGGAAGUAAUU
Messenger RNA from Ruditapes philippinarum (Manila clam), 1173 nucleotides. RefSeq lists its product as uncharacterized. The coding region runs from base 170 to 1141 and encodes 323 amino acids. Lineage: Eukaryota; Metazoa; Mollusca; Bivalvia; Venerida; Veneridae. The transcript has 6 exons. The record is from RefSeq and is a predicted model, not a curated record.